This is a messenger RNA of Sclerotinia borealis F-4128, 465 nucleotides long. The record is from the annotation of a GenBank genome assembly. NCBI's taxonomy places the organism in Eukaryota, Fungi, Ascomycota, Leotiomycetes, Helotiales, Sclerotiniaceae.
AUGUCCUUCGAAAUUCACGAGGUGAAAAUCAGCCCUAGAAUUCAUCGACGUGAUCCGAGUACAAGCCAAUGCCUUCGACACGCCUAUGAGCAUCGCCUCACAAGUAUUUACCCAGUCUUAGGAAGUAGUCCGGAUGCACGUCUCGAUGCCCUUGGGAAUCAAGUUGUGGGCGGUGGGUGUUGGAGCGUGGUGUUGGAGGAGGAGGAAAGGGUCGAGGGCGCUGCUGCUAUGGAUCCGUGGUGGCUUCCUGAGGGAGAAAGGAGAGAUUAUUCGAAGAGGGAUUUGGGGAUUUGGGGGGAUAUGCAGGGAGUGAGGGGACCGCAUUUAGUCGAGGUAGUACUCGCCGAUCCCCAGCAUCAUCGAAGAGGUAUAGGAAGUCUCGCGAUGAAGUGGGGAACAAGAAGAGCAGAUGAGCUUAGCCUCGACUGUUACGUUGAAGGAUCACAGAUCGGCGUGCCUUUGUAA